GAUAUGACGACGUUACUACCCGUGAUUUAUUUUAAAAAUCAACUUGCCUGUGAAUUAUAAACAAUUCGGUGGGCGUAAAUUUGGUAGCUUAAGCCCCUUAAAAGAUUCCCUUAUACGCUUCGUAAUUUCUAACCGGUCAUUCACAUAUGCAAUGUGAAUACCUUUUGUGUGACGACUGUCAUUUGUAUAUAUAUAUGUAUAUGGCAUACAUCAAUCAAACUUAAGAAAAACAUGCAGAGAAUGAAGAUUUUAACUCAACUUUUAAUAUGUACAAUCGUCAACAAGGUAUAUAGUUUUGAAUGUGAUAUAUCGCAAGAGCUAUGUGAAACAUCUCUAAACAUAGAACACCAGCUGACCAUGAUGCAUCCAACAGAAAAAGCAGUCUAUCCAAAAAAUGGUAAACUCUAUAAAUAUGACGUCACUGAUAUUAAUGACGCAGCACAGAUAACAAUAAAUGACGUAAUUACAGCAGACGGAUGGGAAACUGCUCGUUUGGUUGUUGUAGCAAAUGGAACAAUGCCAGGUCCUCCAGUAAUUGUCUAUGAAGGUCAAACGGUAAUUGUUCAUGUAACAAACCAUUUGAAAUCCGAAGAUGUUACAAUUCACUGGCAUGGACUUCCACAGGAAGGAAGUCCCUAUAUGGACGGUGUGCCUUUUCUUUCUCAGUGUCCAAUUUCAACAGGUCAAACAUUUAUUUAUAAAUUUAAAGCAUCGCAUAAAGGAACCUACUGGUAUCAUUCUCAUGUCGGAUCUCAAAGGUCAAAAGGACUAUUUGGUGCGUUCAUAAUUAGAGAAAGAAAACCUAUUGAAAUUGAAGAACACAUCUUAACAAUCCAGGAGUGGAAUCAUGAUUGGGACUCUGACAUGGAAGACGCUAGAAUGGUGUUUGGUGGAUAUGACAACCGUGAGAAAUUUCAGGUUUCAAGAUCUUUAGAUGGACAAUAUUUCAGUUUACUAAAAGCUCAUUCUGGAAUAAUUAAUGGAAAAGGACGAUUCUGGGAUCCAAUUAACAAUACUCACAAUGAAGCUCCUCUUGAAAUAUUUACCGUCAAACACGGAAACAAAUACAGAUUUCGAAUCAUUGGAGUUGGUGCUCUAUAUCCUUGGACCAUAUCAGUAGAUGGUCACAAAAUAACUGUUGUUGCAUCUGAUGGUUUUGAUAUAGAACCACAGAUAGCAGAUUCUGUAAUUAUUAAUGCUGGUGAGAGGUAUGACGUCAUCAUUGACGCUGAUCAACCAAUAGGAAAUUAUUGGAUAAGAGCAAAAACUCUAGAAUCAAACCGUAAUACAUCUGUUGAAGCUAUACUCCAUUACCAAGGGGCUUCAGAUACCGAACCGUUAUCAACUCCACGUACCUGUACAAAUACCGAUAAAUGUUUAGUAGUAAAUUGCUUUUUCUCAUAUUAUCCACAUAAUGAUUUUACAUUAUGUUUACCUGUUGAUAAAUUAAAACAAAAAUCAGACAACGAUCAAGCACCUAAAGUCAUUCAAGGAAAAUUUAAAGAAUAUUUCCUAAAUUUUGCCUUUCCUGGAAAAUCGUUUACCCCAGGCUCUGUAAAUGGCAGAAGAUUCAUUUCGCCAACGAAGAUAGCACUAGCAAAUCCAAAGGAUGUUGACUAUCCAUGUGAUAACACUGAUUGUGACGAGCAAAAAAUUUGCACUUGUACAAAUUCAUUAAAUCUGAAACAUGGAGAUACCGUUCAAAUGGUAUUUCUCAAUAUGGGCAGCGGGAAAGGCUGGGCACAUCCAAUUCACAUGCAUGGCCAUACUUUUUAUGUACUGAAAAUGGGAUAUGCACAGUACGACAACAGAACUGGAGAAAUGAUAGGAGAAAAUGAAGAUAUAGAUUGCAGAGGUGGUGUUGCCAGGAACGAAAGUUUUUGUAACGACGCAACAUGGAGCAAUUCAUCAUGGGUUGAUGGAAAUAUUCCAGAGUUAGAAUUGAAAAAACCAAUACGAAAGGAUACUAUUAUAGUUCCGAGUGGGGGAUAUGUUGUAACACGUAUAGUUGCCGAUAAUCCAGGAGUUUGGUUUAUGCAUUGUCAUAUUGAACUUCAUGCUAAUGAUGGAAUGGCAAUCCUUAUUAAUGAAUCUCAUGCUAAUCACCCAUCUCCGCCACAAAAUUUCCCACGCUGUCACAGUUUUCAAGAAUAUGAUUCAACGAUUACACAAAGACCAGAGGAUGAUGAUUUAUUCGAAAUAAAUGAUCUCUAUACAGAAAGGAAUUUUUGGUUAAUGUUUGGUGUUUUAUGUGCAGUGAUUGUAUUGCAGUUUAUCAUCAUAUUGUGUAAAUGUUGUUGUGAACGAUCAAAGGACAAACCUGAAAAAUCAUAUGACAUUAAUGGCCAUUUUAAUUCUGGUUUUAAUUCCAAAAUAUAAUACUGUGAAUUCAUCUAUUUCGAGGAAAACUUUCAUUUUCGUUAAUAUUUGAUUUCGUGUUUCUGCCAAAGUCUGAUUACACUCCUACAGAAAAUUUGUCAUUCGUUGGACAUUGGCAUUCGUUUAUCCGUGGAAACCACGGAUUCCAUGAAAAAUGGUUUUCAACAAAAACAAAUGAAUCCAUAGUACAAGUUAUCAUAUCAAUCUUAAAUGUUCUGUAGUUAGCAAUUUAUACCACAUUUAACUACAAAUUUAAUGGUGUACAUAUUUAAUACCGAUUUUAGUUAUAACACAAAUUUGCUAUUUGCUAUAUGUUUAAACCAGCAAAGAUUAAUUAUACAAUGCAAACAGGGUUGUUAUUACUUAUAAUUCGAUUUCUCAAAUUUAGUUUUUGGGGUUAAUUUCACUUUUUAAUGUGAAAUCUUUUUCUUUCAACGAAAUCUUUAUCUUAAGUUUUAUAUUAUAGAUAUGUUUAAUAAAAAAUCUCGUUUGGUUGGGCGGAUAUGCUAUAUUAACAGCUUGGUUGCAGGAUACGAGGAUUCAACAAGACACUAUUUCAAUUUAUACUGAACAUAAAUAUUAUAAGAGCAGACACGUGUCUCCAUCCUGUAUAAACGUAAAUGAACUAGCUGAACGUUUUGUAAAAACAUGUUUUUCAAUUCAUGUUAUAUUUUUUUCUUUGUAACAUGUUUGAAAUGAAUUUACACCUACUUCUUAUCUUUAUGUUUGGAUUAGAUGUUUAACCUGGUUUUUUUUCAAAAUAUGCACUGUAAAUAUGCAUCUAUUAAUAUAAUACCUUGUGUUAGGGACAUUUAUAAAUCUCUUUUUUCUCAAUUGUGUCGAAUGUAUUUACAUGUUUAUCUUUGAUGUUUCUUACAUUAAGAAUGAGCUUUUGAUAGUACUUAUUAAAGUGAUUUUAAAAAGACAUACCAGAAUUUCAAUCCAUAUUUAGUGAAAUAUAUACGUACAUACAAUUUUAUCUGAAAACCAAUAAAAUAUAAAGGGAAAAAAUGGGACGUUUUAUCAUUGUGGAGUAAUCAUAUGUCACCUUGGACCAAUUUAGAAAAAGGCAUUUCUGAUA
Mytilus trossulus (common blue mussel) is the source of this 3460-nucleotide messenger RNA. RefSeq lists its product as uncharacterized. Lineage: Eukaryota; Metazoa; Mollusca; Bivalvia; Mytilida; Mytilidae. Bases 232 to 2379 code for a protein of 715 amino acids. The transcript is spliced from 3 exons. The record is from RefSeq and is a predicted model, not a curated record. Gene Ontology annotation, molecular function: oxidoreductase activity; copper ion binding.